AUGAGAUUAAAACAAGCUUCUACGUAUCUGCUGGCCCUGACGUUGCCCUGGCAUUGUCUUGGUGCCUCGAAUACCAAGGUUCCAUCGGCGGCGGACCUCGCGGCCUCGUUUACCAAGAUUCCUCCCUGUGCACUCGAGUGCCUUGCUCAGUCUGUCGCCGAGGCAGGUUGUGGCCUCACCGAUCCACAAUGCAUUUGCGUGGACGAGUAUGUUGCCAUUGAGAAGGCCGGCGCGCCUUGCAUUUUGGAGGCGUGCAGCUUGACAGAGGCAUUGUGCGUCAUCACGGCACUCCUAGUUGUGAUUCGACUAUUGUUCAAGAAAUUCUUCAGCUAUAGGCGAGAACUCGGUGCCGACGAUUGGGUCAUCCUUGCAACCGUGGUUAUCGGAGUACCGUGCACCAUCAUCAACAAGGUCGGCCUGACUGCCAACGGGCUGGGGAGGGAUGUCUGGACCAUCCCGGUCGACCAACUGAUUAGAUUUGUCAUGUUUUUCUAUAUCAUGGAGGUCCUGUACCUCACCGAAAUGGCCCUCAUCAAGCUCAGCCUAUCGCUGUUCUAUCUGUACAUCUUCCCGGGGUCGGGGAUCCGCCGCCUUCUCAUGGGGACUGCUGUCUUCAACGUCGUCUUUGGGUUUACGUUUGUCACGACGGGCAUCUUCCAGUGUACGCCGGUCAGUCGGUACUGGACACAGUACGUUGACCCCGACUCGCCCGGCCACUGCAUCAACAUCAAUCUAUUUGCGUGGAUCCACGCCGCCCUCAAUAUCGCCCUUGACGUGUGGAUGAUUGCGCUUCCACUGAGCCAGAUCAAGAAGCUGGAGCUUCACUGGAAGAAGAAGAUUGGCGUCACCUUAAUGUUCUUGCUUGGGACCUUUGUUACCAUUGUCUCUAUCCUGAGAUUGCAGUCCCUCGUCGACUUUGCAAAUUCCACCAAUCCAACGUGGGACAACUGGAUCGUGGCCUGGUGGUCGACCAUCGAGGUCAAUGUUGGCAUGAUUUGCACAUGCCUGCCAACCGUGCGUCUAAUUCUCGUGCGGGCGGCGCCUCGGAUCUUCAGCACCAACAUAUCUCAUAACAAGUCUGACCCGACGCACAAUGGCACCCACAAUCGGUACAGCAGGAACAGCAAGAUCAUGGGCCACAAGCAGAUUGAGCUGGCGAGCAUCGAGACAAGGAUAGUUGAAGAAGGAGAGAAGCCGAGGAAGGCAAGAGCAUUCUUUGGCGCCGAAGGAUAA
This is a messenger RNA of Metarhizium brunneum ARSEF 3297, 1233 nucleotides long. The record is from RefSeq and is a predicted model, not a curated record. Lineage: Eukaryota; Fungi; Ascomycota; Sordariomycetes; Hypocreales; Clavicipitaceae.